CGUGUUAAAGGGCUAAUGAUGUUUUCUGUGACUUCUUUAUUUUCAUCAAACACUUUAACAGACAUCUUAGAGGGCAAGUGUUGCAAUGGAUGCAAUUUAUGAAAAUUCUGCUUACAUCCGGUCAAGAGCUGAUGCAAGCCGCAGAUCUUCUCAAUCCAAGGGUCAGGCAAAAGCGGCUCCUUGCAAGAGAACUAAAGUUCUUCUGAUAGUUCUCUGUGUUUCUGUUGUUCUUGUAUUUGGGGGUCUCUGUCUUCUGGGGGUCCUGUAUUCUAAUUUUCUGCAUGAGAUGUCUCAAGACAUGAACAACACAAAUUAUGAAAUGGAGUUGGAAGCACUCAAAACCCAAAACAAGGAGACGCUUAGAAAGUUAAACAGAUUAAAUGAGAGCACAGGUUGUGCAGUUUGUGCCGUUAACUGGAUUCAUUUCGGAGGAAAAUGUUAUUACUUUUCUACUGUAAAGAUGAACUGGACUCGGAGUCGAGAUCACUGUGUGACUCUGGGAGGACACCUGGUCAUAAUAAACAACAACGCAGAGCAGGAUUUUCUGACCUCUAAUGUUAAAAUCACUCACUGGAUUGGACUCAAUGAUAUAGACAUUGAAGGACGAUGGGUUUGGGUGAAUAACCAGCCACUCAAUGACUCAAUAGAAUUCUGGAUCAAGCGGGAGAAUGGUGUCAGAGAGCCAGAUAACUGGACUAAAGAUCAUCCAGCAGGUGAGGACUGUGCUAGUCUGGGACACCCGGCGGGAGAAACUGAUUUCUGGACUGACGCUUUCUGCUUUAAAGAGAAACGAUUUGUGUGUGAAGCUCCUGCCUCCGUUUAAUUCUGCAAGAGCGAAAGGUUUCUGUGCAUCGCCGCUGAACAUUAUACAGAUGUUAUUCAUUUCUUAAGUUUGUGACUGAACACACAUGGCUUGAUUUUAAGGUUUGCUGAGCACACAAUUGAAGAAACCUCAAGUCAAAAUAUUUGUCAAUUAUAUAUAUAUAUAUAUACACCAGUGUUUGAAGUAAUGAACAAGAACGGUGGGGCUACUCACUACUGAGUCCAUUUUUGACACUUGUGGGGUUUUUUGGGCUAUGGUCUUAAACUUUUGAUCAGCUGAUGAACAGCCUGUUUGAGUUUAAAUGAAGUUUUCAAUAAAUUGCCCACUCUCUGUUUUUUUUGUUUUGCUCCUGUUUCUUGUUUUGGCCUUUUGAAGCAAUACUUACAACCUGGUUACGAUCCACCAGCGAGAAAUGCGAAUAGGCCUACUUGUAAUGUUUCCCCGGGUCUUAAGAUUUUAUUCAGGAGUGUAUA
Molecule: messenger RNA, 1296 nt
Organism: Triplophysa rosa
Lineage: Eukaryota; Metazoa; Chordata; Actinopteri; Cypriniformes; Nemacheilidae
Product: C-type lectin domain family 4 member E-like
Exons: 7
Coding region: 86-823 (245 amino acids)
Source: RefSeq, a predicted model, not a curated record